This is a messenger RNA of Pyricularia grisea, 273 nucleotides long. RefSeq lists its product as uncharacterized. The transcript is spliced from 2 exons. NCBI's taxonomy places the organism in Eukaryota, Fungi, Ascomycota, Sordariomycetes, Magnaporthales, Pyriculariaceae. Bases 1 to 273 code for a protein of 90 amino acids. The record is from RefSeq and is a predicted model, not a curated record.
AUGGAUUUUGUUUCGCUUUCGUUAGGCGUCCAACUAAUACUGGAAGAUUUGGACGCCCUAAAUUCCGGAAUAAAGGGAAAAGGCCGGGAAAACGAUAGGCUUUCUAAUAUUACUAUAACUACGGAACUUUUUAAAAAGGAAUUUACAACGCAAAUAAUUUUUACGUCCGAUCGAACUAUAUACGAAGGUAUUGUUAAAGCCGUAACCAAAAAUAUUAAUAUUAUUAGGUAUAGCGGAAUAUUUAAUUCGACGACGAAUUCGUCGAUAAACUGA